AUGGCAUACUCAUCACGACCAACCUCAAUGCUUUCAGGCGCGCCUGGUGGCUCUUCUAUGCGUCAGCCUAGUGGUUCGCAAGCCUCACAACAAUCUUCGGCGCUGUCGGCCCGCAUCGCAGCUAAAAAAGCCGAGCUCGAGAAUCUGCGGCAACUACGUGAUUUGAGUGGAACAUUGGCGAUGCAAAUGCAAGCUUUGGAGAGUAAGAUCUCCACUUUGAAAGAUGGCACUGAAGCUGUUGCAUACGUGCUUUCCAAUUGGGAUAACGUUCUCAGGGCCAUUACCCUCGCGUCGAAAAAAGCAAGCGGACUCCACGACCCGGCGACCGAGCCAAGCACCAAGAAUGUGGAGAAUGCGCGCAAUCAACCUCGCCUGCCAUCAACGCUGGUUCGCAUUCCGGCCGAGCCACGUGAGAAGACUGGCGAGUGA
Penicillium bovifimosum is the source of this 429-nucleotide messenger RNA. RefSeq names its product DASH complex subunit DAD2. NCBI's taxonomy places the organism in Eukaryota, Fungi, Ascomycota, Eurotiomycetes, Eurotiales, Aspergillaceae. The transcript has 3 exons. Gene Ontology annotation, biological process: mitotic cell cycle; attachment of spindle microtubules to kinetochore. The record is from RefSeq and is a predicted model, not a curated record. The coding region runs from base 1 to 429 and encodes 142 amino acids. Gene Ontology annotation, cellular component: mitotic spindle pole body; DASH complex; mitotic spindle midzone.